UAAACAAGGUAGUUUUCCGUUUGCUCUCAUGUUUUUUGGUAGCACAGAUUAACCAAUAGCAACGUGCUGUGUAUGACGUUGUGAAAUAAACGUGUCGCACGCGAAUGAAAGUAAUCGCAGAGACAUUUUUUUGACAGGCUGAGGUUGUGGAUAUAGAGGAUUGAUCUUUAGAAUGAAGCCAUUAGCUGAUCUUCAAGCGCGCAGCCUGGUUUUGUUAUGCGUUCUGCAAAUGUGGACUGGAUCGACUAAUUGUUGUCUAGCUCCUGGAGGUGAUUAUAGAUUCGAGCUGGAUCUGCCAAAGAAGUUUGUGGUGCCGAAGAGGGGAGUUGCUUUGAUCCCGUGUGCAUUUAGCGCUCCAAUGAGAACGCACCCUGGCCGUCAAGUUUGGUUCAGAGGCAGUCCUGAGUUUCCCCUCAGACCACCAGAGGUGGAGAGAAAAGAUGGACUCUACAGCCCAAUGAUUUCUAUAUAUUCAGAGUGCAGCAUUAUUUUGCGUAACACGCAGGACCUUUCAGGAGAGUAUGGGUUCAUGCUUGAAUGGGGAACAAAAGAAAGACAUGUUUUUCCAGACAGAGUUAAAGUGGCUCCCUGUUUUGCAAAAGUUAGUCUCACUCCAAGCACUGGAGUUUUUGUAGCUGGAGAGAAGAAUAAUUUAACCUGCAGCCUCUCAAAAAACUGCCCGGGAAGGGAUCCAAAAGUGACUUGGAAAGAGCUUGGAAAGGGCUCCAAACAAAUAAUACCCUUAAAAUAUGCAGACAAACAGAACAAAUAUUUAGGAUACUCUGAACAGCUUCUUUACACACCUGUCCCUGAAGAUCACCAAACAAAAAUAACAUGCGAGGCUACAUAUGGAAGAAAUCUGAGUGCCAGUGAUACGGUUACUUUAACAGUUCACUCUCAACCUGAGAUACUGAACAGUUCUUCAUGCACACUAUCACAGGAUCUUCUCACCUGUGUGUGCGUGAGUCAAGGUGUACCUUUGCCUGAUAUUUACUGGUCUCUAGCACAGGACGAACAUGAUUUCAUCACAGACAAAGCAUCUGACAGUCACAUGACUGUAAUAAGCACCUUCAGAAUCCACGUUGGAAACUUCACGAUCAACAGCACCAUGUGUGUCAGCAGAAGUGCUCUUGGUCUUGCAAGCAUGACCAUCCCUGUUAAUGUCGUUGAAGGUUUCAAGAAUGAAUUAAGGUGGACAAUCAAAGGCCUGGUGUUUGCUUUAUUCACUGUACUGGCAUUCUGUCUGAUGUUUAUUUGGAUAAGAGCAGCAUCUCAAAGAGUAAGACAGGUGCCCUACAACCCACUGCAAGAGAAAGCAGACACCGUAAACUGCAUUACAACAACAUGAACAAUAUCACAUAACAUGCGUUUUAUAUUUAAUGCUUUUCAUUUCAGAACAAGAGCACUUAUUUACAUUGAUGAACUGUUUUAUUUGUUUUUAAAGUCCUUUUGUUGUAAACCAGUGGUAAUUCCCUUUCUGAUGAUAAAUUAAAGUGACACCAUGUAAUUUUUCAACCUUCAUAAUACAUUUUCAAGACCCUUGUGAUAGUACAUCGACUUUAAAUAGGUUGAAUGACAUAUCUACCAUAGCCUGACGGGGUCUGUAUCACUUUUACUCGUAUUUUAAAACUUAGGGUUUCUGGUAGUAACCAGAGCACAAAAAAAACUACAAAAUUCGACUGCUUUACGGCAUACGUCACUUCCUCCACACAAUUUGUUUUUAACGUGGAUUUUGCUGGAGGCUACUUAAGGAGUGUAGAGAGCAGUUUCUAUUAUGUGACUCUGUGGCACAGUCUUUAGUGUCACGGACCUAUGACACGGGCGACCCGGGUUCGAUUCCCCUUUAAGGCAAUUUUUUAUAUAAACUGUUGAUUCAUACAUAAAUGCGAUGUUCUUUAUAAAUUACGGCGAUUAUAUUGCAUAUAGUUCCCUGUAUUCAGAUGCUGUGUUCACGUAUUUACCUUUCUUUUACUGUGUCUAUGGUAUUUACACUACAAUCCAAGAUGCUACAGCAGUCAAACUUGCUCACAGUGUAAAACCAAACCCUACUCAUUCACCAAUCAGAUCCGAGCGUUUCUCUCUUCCUCAUUUGCUGCGUUCCGCUGUCACUCGCGUGACGUAUUACAAAGCGGCAGACCUAAACGCAUGGGUUUACUUGGAUUUGGAGCGAUUUUCACACAAAAAAGAGGAAUAACGAGCGACAUUGCGGAAAAUCCUGGUGGCGAGGGAGAGAGAGAGGAUGCAACAAUAUUUGUUUGGAAAAAGGCAAGGAAAUACGUCUGGUCGUUUCUGAAUUGGAAGGCUGCAGCCUCCGGAGGUCAAAUAUGCAGGCUGCACACGUCAUCAAACCUGGGUUAUUAAGGUAAACUGAGCAUUACAUUCGCAAGUCAUAAGCAUACUGCAACAAUUUACGAUUAACUAUGUAUAAUAGUCAACUUUGUAAUUGUUAAUAUUGUGAAAUAAGAGAGUCUUGAUGACGUAUACAGCUUAGAAAUACGACAUCCGGAGGCUGCAACCUUCAGAUUGAGAAAUGGCUUCUGCCACGACAAGUUCCUCAUCAGAAAGUUGUAACAUGACUGCGUUUCUCCCUGUUGUCUCAAAAUGCUGAUCGUUUAGCAUUUUAAAUGUUUAGUUUUAAGUUUAGUUUUAAGGUUGGCCAGUUCCUUUCAUUUGCGACAGUGCUGCGGCGCUUGUGGGCUCUAGGGGCGCUAGAAGUGAAAAAUACGUGUCUAGCACCCCCUAGUGGCCAAAAUGUUUCAUGGUGUCCCUUUAAUGUGUUUCAUAAAAGAGUUGUGUCUUAAAAACAGUUUGAGAACCAUUUAUGUAAACGUUCAAGUUUCAGACUGUUGUUGAUGGUCCACCAUUCUUAAACUGAUUGAAUACCUGAAUUAUGAGUUUUCUUGUUAUAAGAAAUGACUUGUUUAUAAAACAAAUGCCAUGUUUUAAAGCCACAGGAUUACUGUGUUGGAAAAAUACUGCAUUGACUCUGGAAAGCUGUAAUAAAUUGUAUAUUUAUUUUUUUAAACAUUAUACAA
This is a messenger RNA of Paramisgurnus dabryanus, 3035 nucleotides long. It is a transcript of the gene bckdhbl, whose product is annotated as branched chain keto acid dehydrogenase E1 subunit beta, like. Gene Ontology annotation, biological process: cell adhesion. Gene Ontology annotation, molecular function: sialic acid binding. NCBI's taxonomy places the organism in Eukaryota, Metazoa, Chordata, Actinopteri, Cypriniformes, Cobitidae. Gene Ontology annotation, cellular component: plasma membrane. The record is from RefSeq and is a predicted model, not a curated record.